This is a messenger RNA of Hyalella azteca, 913 nucleotides long. It is a transcript of the gene REG, whose product is annotated as proteasome activator complex subunit 3-like. The coding region runs from base 208 to 861 and encodes 217 amino acids. Gene Ontology annotation, biological process: positive regulation of endopeptidase activity; regulation of proteasomal protein catabolic process; regulation of G1/S transition of mitotic cell cycle. Gene Ontology annotation, cellular component: cytoplasm; proteasome activator complex; nucleoplasm. Lineage: Eukaryota; Metazoa; Arthropoda; Malacostraca; Amphipoda; Hyalellidae. Gene Ontology annotation, molecular function: endopeptidase activator activity. The record is from RefSeq and is a predicted model, not a curated record. The transcript is spliced from 5 exons.
AAUUUAUGAUCCGAUUUCUACUUUGUAGGAUCUGAAUUGAUUUUAUUUUAGCUCAGCUUACAUUCCAUUAAAAAUAAUUUGUACUUUAAUUUAUGAUCCGAGUUCUACUGUAUAGAACGGUUAGAACCUGAAUUGAUUUUCACUUGCCAGUCUUCAUUAUUAUUAAUUAAGGAUAAUCAUUUAUAGCCUAGACUGCACCAUCCCGUCAUGUCAUCCAGCGGACUGAGUAGCGUACAGAAGGUGGAGGAAUACAAAUCUUCUGUCAUAAAGAAGGCAGAAGAUAUAGUGCGUAACAAGUUCCCCGACCACAUCCUGCGCUUCAAUGAGAUGCUCGAACAGCCUCCCUUCAAGUGCGAUGACCUCACACAAGUACAUUCCAACCUGCACAUCUCUGUACCUAACUCUUAUACACAUCUAGAUGUUUAUUUGAUGUGCAGUAUUGAAGGCAACGGUGAGAAGGGUAGCAAGAAGCGGUGCAUGGAGCAGGAGGAGGAGGUGUUGGGGUGCAAGGGCAGCAAGAAGCGGUGCAUGGAGCAGGAGGAGGAGCAGGUGUCGGGGUGCAAGGUGUACCUACUGCCCCUGGGCACGGUGCCCAUCAACACCAUCAUCACCAACAUGGUGGACACCAUCAAGCCCUUCAUCAGGGACCUCGUCGAGGAGGCCAACCUGGUUGCCAAGUACCCUCACAUCGCAGACUACCGACGGGCGGUGUGUGAGCUGGACGAGAAGCAGUUCCUGGGCCUCCGCAUCACGCUCGCUGAGAUCCGCAACCACUACGCCUCCCUGCACGACAUGAUCAAUAAGAACCUAGAGAAGAUAAAGAAGCCUCGCUCCCUCAACUCACAUGAAACUAUGUACUAGACAUCUAGGUCUGCAUUAGUGUACCAGACAUCUAGGCAUAUAUUAUCUAACU